AUGACUGAUUCAAAAUACUUUACAACCACAAAAAAAGGCGAAAUAUUUGAGCUAAAAUCUGAAUUGAAUAGUGAUAAAAAAGAAAAAAAAAAGGAGGCAGUCAAGAAGGUGAUUGCUUCUAUGACAGUAGGCAAAGAUGUAUCAGCCCUCUUUCCAGAUGUAGUGAACUGCAUGCAAACUGAUAAUUUAGAAUUGAAGAAGUUGGUGUAUUUGUACCUUAUGAAUUAUGCUAAAUCUCAACCCGAUAUGGCCAUUAUGGCAGUCAAUACAUUUGUCAAGGAUCUACCAACAUACCAGCUUGUUAAGGAUUGUGAAGAUUCGAACCCGUUGAUUCGAGCACUGGCGGUACGGACGAUGGGAUGCAUCCGUGUGGACAAGAUUACCGAGUAUUUGUGUGAACCACUGCGCAAGUGUCUGAAGGAUGAGGACCCAUAUGUAAGGAAAACAGCCGCCGUGUGCGUCGCUAAGUUGUACGACAUAUCGCCAAGCAUGGUCGAAGAUCAGGGCUUCUUAGACCAACUGAAGGAUUUGUUGAGCGAUUCCAAUCCAAUGGUAGUGGCGAAUGCUGUCGCUGCUCUUUCAGAAAUAAAUGAGGCCAGUGUCUCUGGACAACCUCUUGUUGAAAUGAACGCACCAACAAUCAAUAAGCUACUAACAGCGUUGAACGAGUGCACGGAGUGGGGGCAAGUGUUCAUACUGGACGCGCUCUCUAACUACUCCCCACGGGACUCGCGCGAGGCACACUCCAUAUGCGAACGUAUCACGCCGAGACUGGCGCAUGCUAAUGCAGCUGUUGUGCUCUCCGCUGUCAAGGUGCUUAUGAAAUUAAUGGAGAUGCUCUCGGACGAGACAGAGUUAGUGGGUACGCUGUCCCGUAAACUGGCGCCUCCAUUGGUGACGCUACUCAGCGCCGAGCCCGAAGUGCAAUAUGUAGCUCUGAGGAACAUCAACCUGGUGGUGCAGAAGCGACCUGACAUAUUGAAGCAUGAGAUGAAGGUGUUCUUCGUGAAAUACAACGAUCCCAUCUACGUAAAGCUGGAGAAGUUGGACAUAAUGAUCCGUCUGGCGUCGCAGGCCAACAUCGCGCAGGUGCUGGGCGAGCUCAAGGAAUACGCGACGGAGGUCGACGUGGACUUUGUGAGGAAGGCUGUGCGCGCCAUCGGACGAUGCGCUAUCAAGGUGGAGCCGUCAGCGGAGCGCUGCGUGUCGACUCUGUUAGAGCUGAUCCAGACGAAGGUGAACUACGUGGUGCAGGAGGCCAUCGUCGUGAUCAAGGACAUCUUCCGCAAGUACCCCAACAAGUACGAGAGCAUCAUCAGCACGCUCUGCGAGAACCUCGACACGUUGGACGAGCCCGAGGCCAGGGCUUCUAUGGUAUGGAUAGUGGGCGAGUACGCUGAGCGUAUCGACAACGCGGACGAGUUGCUAGACUCUUUCCUUGAAGGCUUCCAUGAUGAAAAUGCACAAGUGCAGCUGCAGCUGCUGACGGCGGUGGUGAAGCUGUUCCUGAAGCGUCCGGCCGACACGCAGGAGCUGGUGCAGCACGUGCUCAGCCUCGCCACGCAGGAUUCCGACAACCCCGACCUGCGCGACCGCGGCUUCAUCUACUGGCGGCUGCUGUCGACGGACCCGGCGGCUGCCAAGGAGGUGGUGCUUGCCGACAAGCCUCUCAUCAGCGAGGAGACCGACCUGCUGGAGCCCACGCUACUGGACGAGCUCAUCUGCCACAUCAGCUCCCUCGCCUCCGUCUACCACAAGCCGCCCACUGCUUUUGUUGAGGGUCGCGGCGCGGGCGUGCGAAAGUCGCUGCCGGCGCGCGGCACCGUGGCGGAGGAGUCACAGCCGCAGCAGCCCACCGUCAUACCCAACCAGGAAUCGUUGAUCGGUGACCUGCUGUCGAUGGACAUCGGCGGGCCGCCCGCCGCGCCCGCGCCCGCCUCCAACCUCGACCUGCUCGCCGGCGGACUCGACGUGCUUCUGGGCGGCGGUCCGGAGCCGGCGGGCGCGGGCGUGGGCGCGGUGGGGGGCGCCACAGGGCUCCUGGGAGACAUCUUCGGCGCCGCGCCGCCCGCCUCCUACACGCCGCCCAAGCAGUGCUGGCUGCCCGCUGACAAGGGGAAAGGCUUGGAGAUAUGGGGGACGUUCACUCGGCAGAACGGGCAGAUCCGCAUGGAGAUGACGUUCACCAACAAGGCGAUGCAAGCCAUGAGCGGGUUCGCGAUACAGCUAAAUAAGAACAGUUUCGGCGUGUACCCGGGCGGCGCGCUGGCGGUGGGCGCGCUGGCGGCGGGCGCGCGCGCCGACGCGCCGCUGCCGCUGGCCGUGGCCGGGCCCGUGCAGCGCAUGGACCCGCUCAACAACCUGCAGGUGGCAGUGAAGAACAACAUCGAUGUGUUCUACUUCGCGUGCCUCAUUCCGGCGCACGUGCUGUUCACAGAGGACGGGCAGCUCGACAAGCGAGUGUUUCUCACCACCUGGAAGGAGAUCCCCGCCGCCAACGAGGUCCAGCACAGCAUCCCCGGCGUGCUGGGCUCAGCGGAUACCGUCGCACACAAGAUGACCCUAAACAACAUCUUCACUAUCGCCAAACGCAACGUCGAAGGCCAAGACAUGCUGUACCAAUCACUCAAACUGACCAACAACAUCUGGGUGCUCCUCGAGCUUAAGCUGCAGCCCGGCAACCCCGAAGCCACCCUCAGUCUCAAAUCCCGCACCGUGGAGGUCGCCACGUGCAUAUUCCAAGCCUACGAAGCCAUCAUCAAAUCG
Brenthis ino (lesser marbled fritillary) is the source of this 2766-nucleotide messenger RNA. NCBI's taxonomy places the organism in Eukaryota, Metazoa, Arthropoda, Insecta, Lepidoptera, Nymphalidae. The record is from the annotation of a GenBank genome assembly.